Molecule: messenger RNA, 1758 nt
Organism: Emys orbicularis (European pond turtle)
Lineage: Eukaryota; Metazoa; Chordata; Testudines; Emydidae
Gene: SCARA3
Product: scavenger receptor class A member 3
Exons: 6
Coding region: 1-1758 (585 amino acids)
Source: RefSeq, a predicted model, not a curated record
AUGCUCUGCCUUGAGGAAGAAGACCUCAUUGGAGAGGACGACGACAUGCCAUCCUUCAGAUACAGACCAGACGGCAGGACACGGACCAACUGCAGCCGGUGCCAGAAGAACCUGUCGCUCCAGACCUCCGUCAAAGGGCUGUACGUCUUCUGUGUCUUGCUGAUCAUUGCCGUGAUGGUGCUGGCGUCCCUGGUCUUUAAGAAAGUUAAUUCCAUAGCUGAUGACAUCAGCUCGGCCCAGACUUACUACGAGAAGAAGAUCGUGUCUGUCCAGGAGAACCUCCAGGAGCUCGAUCAGAAGUCCUCGGGGAACUGCUCCUUCUGCCAUGACACAGGGCAGCUGGGGCAGGAGAUAAGCAAGUUGCAGGAAGAGCUGGAGGAGAUUCAGAAGAUGCUCUUGGUGCAGGAGAUCCUGCUGGACCGGACCUCGCAGGGGUACCAGCAGCUCUCAUCCACCAGCAGCAAGAUCACCAGUGAGAUGGACGGCUGCUCGUUCUCCAUCCGGCAGGUCAACCAGACCUUGGGGCAUUUCCUCGCCCAGGUGAGAGGCUGGCAGGCGGCCACUUCGGCGCUGGAUGACUCCCUGAAGGGGCUGCUGCAGGAGCGGUACGACGUCAAGGCAGUGGUGGAGCAGAUGAACUUCACGGUGGGGCAGACCUCGGAGUGGAUCCACGCCAUCCAGCGGAAGACGGACGAGGAGACGCUGACACUGCAGAAGAUGGUGACCGAGUGGCAGAACUACACCCGGCUCUUUGGAAGCCUGAGGGCCACCUCCUCCAAGACCAGCGAGCUGGUCAAGAGCAUCCAAGCCAGCAUGAGCCUGGCCUCGCAGAGGAUCAGCCAGAACUCAGAAGGCAUGCAUGACCUGGUGCUGCAGGUGAUGGGGCUCCAGCUGCAGCUGGAUAAUAUCUCCUCCUUCCUGGACGACCACGAGGAGAACAUGCACGACCUGCAGUACCACACCAGGUACACGCAGAACCGGACGGCGGAGCAGUUCGAGACCCUGGAGGGGCGCAUGACCUCGCACGAGAUCGAGAUCAGCACCAUCUUCACCAACAUCAACGCCACGGACAGCCACGUGCACAGCAUGCUCAAGUACCUGGACGACGUGCGGCUCUCCUGCACCUUGGGCUUCCACUCCCACGCCGAGGAGCUGUAUUACCUGAACAAGUCCGUCAGCCUUAUGCUGGGCACCACGGACCUGCUGCGGGAGCGGUUCAGCCUGCUCAGCGCCCGGCUGGACUUCGACAUCCGGAACCUGUCCAUGAUCAUGGAGGAAAUGAAAGUGGUGGACGUGAGGCACGGGGAGAUCCUGCGCAACGUCACCAUCGUACGAGGUGUGCCUGGCCUCCCUGGACCCAGAGGACUCAAAGGCGAUGUGGGAGUGAAGGGGCCCGCAGGAAGCAAGGGGGAGAAGGGCGAUGGCGGGGGCCUGGGUUCUCCCGGCCCGCCGGGCUCCAGAGGACCUCCAGGCAUCCCAGGCCCUCAAGGCGAGAGGGGACCUAUUGGCGUGAAAGGCGUGCCGGGCUUUAAAGGCGCUAAGGGCAGCUUUGGGCAAGCUGGCCUCAAAGGACAGAUGGGCCUGAAAGGCGACACGGGCCCUCAGGGGCCGGAGGGAGCUCCGGGGCUGGUGGGGCCAGCAGGGAAGCCAGGGAUUCCAGGGAAGCCAGGGUCACCAGGCCAGCUUGGCCCCCCGGGUCCGAAGGGAGACCCCGGCAUGCGUGGGCCCCCAGGCUUACCGGGGCCACCGGGUGUCUAA